CUCCCCUCCCCCUUCUCCUGCUUUUCGCUGCGUGCUUCCAUCCUUUCUCUCCUCCCUCCAUCCACAGAGCUUUCGGAGCUGCUUCUAGUUCCAUUCCUCUCUCCCCUUAUCACCGGUUGAAUUGAAACGGCUACCAGAUCCGACUGAAGAUCUCCGUGUUCUGUUUUUCUUCUUCCUUCCCCACCCUCCCGUUCGGGGUCGAUUAAACUCAACUUUUACCGCCAUUUCGCGACCUUACCUUAACUAACUGACUGACUGACAACUAUCCGCGCCCGAACCCCAACCCAAUUCUUUCCUUCACCCCCAGUCAAUCAAUCAAAACCUUCAUGCUGCCAGCAAUCCCCAUUCGUCCCAAUCCACCCCUCCCCUGAAGAUGAUGAUGGAUUUUCAGAAACACCAUCCUCAUCAUCCAUACCAUACGCACCCGUCCAUGUUGGGCGUCGUCGCCCACGACCCUCGUGCUGCGCCCCCCGCGCCGCCAGCUCGCGCCUACGGGCCUCCACCACCAUCACACCCUUCCUCACCACGCAUGUUUUAUGACCACUUCCAUCGCCGUGAGCCCGAGAUGCCUCGAUCUGGUAUCACCCCUACCUACAGUUACCCGCCCUCCUCGGUCCCUACCUCCGUGCCCCCCGUCUCAUACGCCCAUGAGAACGCCUAUGCGGCAUAUCGGACAGAGAGCAAUGGCUAUCACACAUCAGCAGCGAGCCACGUCUCGCUGAAGGAGCAGAGUCUUCCCGGGGGUAAUCGAGAGCCUGAACAUCGUCCAGACCCUCAUUACCCAGUCAGUCACAUCAACAAGCCUGAACGUCGGGUGGUAUAUCGUGAAGGUAGGCAACUUGCAGUUUCUUUGGAUAUGAUAUCGCUUCCACUUAUAUUAAAUUGCCUGAUAACCUCCAAAUAAUCCUCUGCUAUUGUGCGGUUUUCUCCUCUCUUUGGGUCUUUGUUUUCCUAUUUUCUAUCCACAUUGGGAUGUGACUACGAGCCCGGUAUGUGGGAGUGUCAGACCAUGAUCGCGUCGCGAUGACUGGACCUCUGGGGGCAUGACUAGAAGCAAGUAAGAUGCGAGAAGGAGCAGAAGCUGUCCGAACUGGGAGGAUGCAAAGAAGAAGAAAAAAAACCUCCUCUGAUCGGAGUCUAGCCAUCUGCGAGGAUGCAGUGUGGCGCGGCUGCAGCAUUUGUUUAUCCGUACUACAAUCCCAGCGUCACUGCCAGAUUCCGACAAGGAACCCAAACUUUGUGCCCGGCAGUGCGAGCCAAUCAGGGGCGGUGCAGUCGGCGCGUCUGUGGCGCCUGAUCGACUUCCGGCCCAGGAAGCCUCGG
Aspergillus eucalypticola CBS 122712 is the source of this 1323-nucleotide messenger RNA. RefSeq lists its product as uncharacterized. The coding region runs from base 377 to 904 and encodes 175 amino acids. The transcript has a single exon. Lineage: Eukaryota; Fungi; Ascomycota; Eurotiomycetes; Eurotiales; Aspergillaceae. The record is from RefSeq and is a predicted model, not a curated record.